CAUAUUUCAAUUUUCAAUCUCAAUCAGUCAGUUUUGUGAGCUGUCGUAGGAAUCUAUCAAUGGUGUUAUUUGUCACUACGCGAAAAUAAUAAUAUUGAGAACAUGUACUAGCUGAGUGUUCUGGUUUUAUGAUUAAUUUUUAUUAGUUUUGUUUUGAUAUUUUCAACGCUAAUGCAAACGCCGCAGUUGUAGUGUUUGUGCAGCUCUUAUUAAUAAUAUUUGUGUACAUAUGUUAGUAUCUGUCUUGAUACAACGAAUACAGAAUAAGGUAUUGUUUAUAUCUUCCUGUUGUUUGCAAAGUAUAUUUCAGAUUAGGUAGGCCAUGCACUGAGAGCAAAAGGUGAUUUUGGACAUACAGUUUGUGGUUUCCUCUUUUCUUCAAAAAAUAGAAAUAGUUGAUACGUACAACAUGUGCUUUGUGAAACCAUACUGACACAUACACAAAGAAAAAUUCCAACUUAGAGAGAAAUCAUGCGAGGUUCAAUCGAAAAUGAUGUAACGCCUUGCGUUGCCGGCCAACGUAAAAAGAGGUUUCCCGGCAGAUGGUCCUUAAGGCAUCUCAUUUAUUCUAGUCCUAUUUUGAACAGAAGACGAGCCCAAAACGCUUCGGGACCAUCCAAAAGCCAUACAAAACGAGAGGGUAAAGAUGUACCAGAUAGUAGCAAAGCAGGAAACAGUUCCAAAGAAAAUGACAGGCACCAUGUGGAGAUUCAUCAAGCCACUAGCAGAACAUCGGUAUAUACUACAAGUACUAAGAGUGGUGAAGCUCUGCCCUCAUCCUUGGAAUGUCCUCUCUGCUUCGCAGAGUUAACGCCAGAAGAGUUUUGCGAAUUGGAGGCUUGCGGCCAUAGAGCGUGUAUACCAUGCUUCCAGCAGUAUCUUCGCGUUGAAAUCACAGAGUCGCGAAUAUGUAUAUCCUGCCCUCAAUGCUUAGAACCGAUGCAUCCUAAUGAAAUUCGUGAUGUCUUGGAUAACCCUGCCCUCUUCGAGAAGUACGAAGAUUUCAUGGUACGCCGUGUGUUGGCUGUGGAUCCCGACACGCGAUGGUGCCCCGCCCCUGAUUGCUGUUUCGCAGUCAUAGCCAGCGAGUGCGCCAGCUGUCCCAAGCUGAAAUGCGAGCGUCCUGGAUGCGACUCAUACUUCUGUUACCACUGCAAAGCUGAAUGGCACCCUAACCAAACCUGUGACGCCGCCAGAGCUCAGAGAUCACCCAAUAUCCGAUCAUCGUCGAUUAGUUAUAGUCAGGAUUCGCAACAUAGAGAUGAUAUAAAACCAUGUCCUCGUUGUCAGGUGUUGAUAGUUAAAAUGGACGAUGGUUCAUGUAAUCAUAUGAUGUGCGCAGUUUGUGGCGCAGAAUUUUGUUGGCUGUGUAUGAAAGAGAUCAAUGAUCUUCACUUCCUUAGUCCGUCUGGUUGUACUUUUUGGGGUAAGAAACCCUGGUCAAGAAAGAAAAAAAUCCUUUGGCAAUUAGGUACGUUAGUGGGGGCACCUGUAGGCAUUGCUCUGGUGGCAGGAAUCACAGUUCCAGCUAUGGUUAUAGGCAUUCCAGUUUGGGUUGGUAGGAAGCUGUUCACUAGGUAUAAGUCGUCAGGAAAACACAAACGAAAUGCUGCCAUCGUUGGAGGAGUAGUAGCAUCGGUACUGAUCUCUCCUCUUUUAGCCGGCUUGGCCGUCGGUAUAGGUGUGCCGAUUCUUCUGUUUUACGUUUACGGUGUGGUCCCGGUAUCUUUGUGCCGAUCGGGAGGUUGCGGAGGCUCUUCUGCUUCCGAAGACUCGAACGUCAUCACUUCCAGAGCGGCCGACACGACGUCCAUGGACGCUGUUAGCACCAAAGGACCGAAUCCUUCCAUUGGAGAAGCUAGUCUUUCGCUUGCCAGCGGUAGUCAAGUACUUAGAGAUAUAGAUAGGGAAUCUGCUAGCACAGUAGCUCUCGCCGGUAGUUUAAAUCAAGCAGGUACAAGACUGGAAGUUCAGGCAGACCUGGUAUCAGCGCAAAGAUUCAGCCUGAGUAGCCUUAGCGAAUCUGUCAAUGCUAGUAUAGCCGAUGACGCCGGUGCUAGCGUUAGAGCUCUGGCAGGAUCAAUGCUUAAUUAUAAGGCUCCUGGUAGCGAUUCCUGCAGCUGCAUCACGACCGAAGACUGCACAUCCGAACGAGUCCGUUUCGAUGACAACGUCAGCUUCAUUACGUCUUCUCAAGCCGAAAAGACCAGCAUUGGAAGCAGCUGCAGUUUCCGAGCUCGAUGUGCUACAAAAUCCGCAUUGUCCAAAUCGACCGCUGCUGACAAGAUUAGCGACACGCUCAGCAACGACAGUAUAUGUAUAGAAAUAGACGAAAAACCUAAGAAGUAUUCUUCUCAAGCAGCUAUAUUGCGCAGUCAAUUUUUCCAUUCCAUUAACGACGGCAAACCCACUACGAAGAGCCUCGACGAUAAGACCAUCAUCGAAGUGUCCAACGAGACAUUGGACAAACAAUCUCAACCACUUAUAGUCACCGAGAACGGACCUGUGGUGGUCAAGCUGUCGUCUUCUCUCAAUUUCGAGAAUUCCAAGUUAUAGUUACCCUAUUUUUCUUAGAGACUUUUAUUUGUUAGAAUAUUUUUUGCUAAGACUGACGAUUCGGUAUAUAGGUCACGUUUUUUGAAAAUUCGUUGUAGUGUUGAGGUAUGAGAAACAUUUUCGUAUGUCCGAAACUGUUUUUCUUCCAAACACUCGAAAUAUUUUUUAUUUUAAUCAGCGUACAGUUCCCACAACCCAAAUGUGAACGCUCUUUGCUUGUUAUGAGGUUUUUUACUGAAAUUCAUUUUUGUAAAGCUGGCUGUGGUCAGUGAGGUUACAAAGAGAGUGGAGAAUAUUGAAAGCAAAAAUAUUUAUCUAAAUUUAAGCCACCAAGCUUCUCACUCUUUCUAAGUGGAAAAUUUGCUCGUCCCAGAUACUUACGAUAUCAAAAUAAUUGAGCUGUGCGAAACUCUUAUCCAGCCAAACGUGACCUAGUAUGCUGGAAUAUCCUCAAAGAUUUUCUUACUCAUUCGGACGUUCUGAAUAGGACCACUUUUUGCAUGGUCUUAUAUGGCUGUUGACUAGCUCCUAUCUAUUUGAUGUUCUCAAGGAGGUUCUUCGAAAUGACGCCAGUGAUAGGGAGAUACUUUUAUUAUUCAGCCCUAUUCUGUAACUACAAAUCGAAAAGAAAUGAGUCAAUUCGAAUAGAGGUCAGCAAGUCGGAUGGGGAUUUGUAGUAAUUGGUAGUCUGUAACUCAUCUCGACCUCUACGUAGCAAUUGAUUUCGACUAGACAAGCUCUGUCGAGAUUAAAUUUCCACAUCGAAAUUGGUCUUGACGCUUGCGCAUUGGCAUCAUUAUUGUUUUGACGUUUAUUUGUUAAAAUUAGCCAUUGGUUAAUUAUUUUUGUAGCUGCUUAAUGUUUUAGUCUGUGGUGUUAUUUAUUUGGAUAAUUCGUAUAUUUAAUUUUUGUCGUGUACAAUGGAUUUCCAAAUAUACAGGGUGUCCAGAAACUCUACCGACAAACGAAGACCGUAGAUUCCUCAGAUAAUUUUAAGAUAAUUUAACCCAAUUCACCUAGUCCGAAAAUGCUUCCUAAGGGAGCUAGAGCUCUUUGAAGAUGGCGUGAUGUAAUUAGUUUUUCUUAAAUACCUCCAGAACGCUUUAAUUUAGAAAAAAGAUAAUUGGUAUGCUUAUUUACUUUCCAGAGAUAGAUCGAUUUCAUCCAUUACGAAUUUCUAGUACCGGUCAUAGGCGUGCGUUUUGGGUAGGGCAACGGUUAUUUUAUCGCAUAACUUUUUUGUCUUUAACUUUUAAACAUUUCUAACACUGUAUUAUUAAAUUGUGAGGAAUUCUAGUACUAAUAGGUACUCUUGCUUUAAGUCGGUAGGACACACCGUUUUCUAGAAAAAUCGAUUUGAAAGUUUUUCGUUUUUGACAUUUGAAAAAAAAAUGAAACAAAUUUUCAAAAAAAAAACGAUGUAUUUUACCAACUUAAAGCAAGAGUAACGUUUAGUACUCGAAUACCUAAUAAUUUAAUAAUCUAGUGUUAAAAAUGCUUAAAAAUUAAAGACAAAACAACUAUGCUAUAAAAUAACUGGUGACCUACCCAAAACGGCCGCCUAUGACCGGUACUAGAAAUUCACAAUUUAUUAAAUCGAUUCAUCUCUGGAAUAUAAAUAAAUGUACCAGUUUUCUUCUUUCUAAAUAGUUUUUUUUUUAAUUAUUUUUUUGAUAUUCAAAAAACGAAAAAUUUUGAAAUCGAUUUUUCUAGAAAACGGUGUGUCCUACCGACUUAAAUCAAGAGUACCUUUUAGUACUAGAAUACCUCAUAAUUUAAUAAUUUAGUGUCAAAAAUGCUUAAAAGUUAAAGACAAAAAAGUUAUGCGAUAAAAUAACCGUUGCCCUACCCAAAAUGGACGCCUCUGACCGGUACUAGAAAUUGGCAAUGGAUGGAAUCUAUUUAUCUCUGGACGCGAAAUACGCGUACCAAUUUUAGUUUUUCUAAAUAGAAGCGUUCUGGAGGUAUUUAAGAAAAACUAAUUACAUGACGCCAUCUUCAAAGAGCUUUAGUCCCCUUAGGAAGCAAUUUCGGACUAGGUGAAUUGGGUUAAAUUAUCUUAAAAUUAUCUCAGGAAUCUCCUGUCUUCGUUUGUCGGUAGAGUUUCUGGACACCCUGUAUAUGGGUAUCAUUCUUGGAGGAGAAUUCGUCCCACCAUUUAUCAAUUAUUAUAUUAUUUGCUUCUGACGGUUUGGUUUUACCGUUCAAUAAUAUUUUAAAUUCGGAGAUAAAGUCUACUAAGUAAUUUAACUGCUCAGCAGAUGUUUUUUUCUUUGAUGUCCCGCUUGCCAUUUUUGAUUCUUUUGUUGAAUAAAAAAAAACCAAAACUACUCACAACAUUCAAUACUUCUUUUUUUUUAUGAAUUCUUCGCGCCUUUCCAGUAACUUAAAAUCGCAGAACACUUAUUUCACUUUUAAGUGCGGGGUUGCCACCACCUUCUGAGCGCGUAAAAUAGAAGUUGGCGUUUUCGAUUUACACUGAUUACUAUGUGAGUUACAGAAUGACAAUCCAAGCACGAAAAGGACCCGCGAUAGAUCUCCAACAUUCCGAUUUGGGUAAUUACGGUUCCACUUGGUCAUUUCUAUUCGAUUUGUUAAAAGUUGCAGAAUAGGGCUGAUUGCCAUUAAUGUCAUAAGCUGUCACAACACAUUCCAACCUUCUUGGCAUGAUAUAGUUUCUUGACUACGAAGCUCCAUAGAUUUUCAAUGAGGUUCAAAUCAGAACUUUGCUGGCCAUGCCAAUAGAUUUUGUUAUUGCACUUGGCUCACUAAUUUACGAUUCUAGACGUAUGGACUAGAAAAUGAUCCUGUAAUAAAAAUCAAUGAUAAACAGUUUUUAAUCUAUAAAGCCAAUUUUUUCCGCUGCUUGACUCUCUUAUUUUCAGCAGUUAAAAUACUUUUUAAACCAGCUUGUUUUAAGAGCAUUUGAGAUGUGAGAGAUCCUGUGUUUUAACAGCCGUGUCAAAGGAAUUUUGACGGAUAUAUCCCUCGAGAAGGUUUUCUCAAUUUUUAUUAGUGACUUUCCUACACCUUGUUUCAAAUACCUUUGCAAUCUUUGUUAUUUUUGAUACUGUUUCUUUACGUACAAUAUGAAACUUUUACUGGCAUUUAAUUUAGCAGAACCAAUUUUGUUAACUUAAGCGUUAGUUAAAUGCUCCAGCGUUUUUGAAAAUUUAUUUAACAAUGAUUUUUAAGAGCAAUCACAUUUAGGUUUCGUUAACUGUACAUGUUGCAUUUGUAGUAACGUAGUACUGAAAUAUAUAUUGAUUUAACGCCAAUUAACACUCAUGUAUCAUUCGUAUAAUACUUUCUUACCUUUUAUUGUUUCUAAUAUAAUAUUUUUAAUCUCUCCUCUUGUUUUAAUGUAUAGUUUCAAUACUAUUAAAAAUACGAGUUUGUUUUUACUAUUUUUUAUUCAACAAUGACUAUACGAAUACAUUGUAGCUAAUUAAAGCGCCCAGUAUAGUAUAUACGGGGAAAGAAGUAAAGAAAACUUUACAUUUGCAGUCAUUUUCAUCUAUGUAGAUUUCAUAUAGUUCGAAAGCUUACUGUGAUGUUUAAUGAUCAAAUUUUAAAUAUUGUGAUCUUUUGUCUUUUUUCCUCUAUAUUUAGAGCAAAUGUUGAAUACCUCAACACUAUUACCAUUAGGAAAUUCGCUAAAUGACUCGUUUUGCAAAAAUAUUACUUUUUGUAUGACGGUUGUAUAUUUUAUACUGAUUUUAGAAAUGUAUGAGGAAUAUUAAAAUUUAUUUAAAAUGAAUUUUAUAUAUUAUUAUUUUGUAAGGUAUUUGUUGUAUAUUUGAGAGUUAUACAGGGUGUAGCAAAAAGGCAGGUCAUAAAUUAAAUAACAUUCUGGGACCAAAAAUAGUUCGAUUGAACCUAACUUACCUUAGUACAAAUGUACACAUAAAAAAGUUACAGCCCUUUGACGUUACAAAAUGAAAAUCGAUUAUUUCCAAUAUAUCGAAAACUAUUAGAUUUUUCAUUGAAAAUGGACGUGUGUCAUAUUUUUGUGACAGGAAGAUCUAAAAAUAAAAUAACGGUAAAAUUUGUGCAUCCCAUAAAAAUUUUAUGGGGUUUUGUUCCCUUAAACCCCUCCAAAUAUUUGUGUACGUUCCAAUUAAAUUAUUAUUGUGGUACCAUUAGUUAAACACAAUGUUUUUAAAACUUUUUGCCUCUUAGUACUUUUUCGAGAAGCCCGUUUUCAUCGAGAUAUUUUGAGUAAAAUCCACCACAAUUUUAAAUGGUUAAGUAAGAUUAUAGGGACCUGAUAAUAAUAUUAAUAAAAUAAUAUUCUAUAAAUUACUUAACCAUUUACAAAUAUGUGGUGGAUUUUACAAAUGUUCAAAAUAUCUCGAUAAAAACUGGCUUAUCGAGAAAGUACCUACUAAGAGGCAAAGAAGUUUUAAAAACAUUGUGUUUAACUAAUGGUGCCAAAAUAACAAUGUACUUGCAACGUACACAAAUAUUUGGGAAAGUUUAAGGGAACAAAAUCCCCAUAUUUUUAUGGGGUUCACAAAUUUCACUGUUAUUUUUUUUAAGACGGUCCUGCCAUAUUAAUGCCACAUGUCAUGCCAUGAUUUUCAUUUUGUAACUUCAAAGGGCUCCAACUUUUUUUGUGUGCGCAUUUGUACUUUACGUUAGGUUCAAUCGAACUAUUUUUGAUCCCAGAAUAUGUGAUUUAAUUUAUGACCUGCCGUUUUGUUACACCCUGUAUAUAGGUAAAAAUGAAUAAACUUUUUCAACUGUGAUUAAAAACAAAAUGAUCCGUAGGAGGGUAUAUAAAUUAAUGACACUGUAAGAUAUCUUAUUUAUUAUUAGUUAUUAUCAUAUUUAACACAAUUAAUCCUUGUCUACGUAAUGUUCCAUGCAGUUUUUCCGUUAUAUUCGAAACUGCUGAAAGACUAUUACGUGAGCUCCGUUUCACCUGCAUACACAAUUAUUUAGAGUUGUUUCCUGCUUAUGGCCAUUCGUUUUCUGUCUUUCCUUGUUACCUCUAUGCUAAAUUUUCGGUAAUUAUAAGAGCUAUUGUUCUGUUCACGAGGCUUAGAGUAGUUAUUAUUUUAUAUGGAAUCAAACCACAAUUGAUUGUAAUGAAAAUGACAUAUUAUAUUUAUUUUGACGUUUCAAUUUCCCAUCUGGAUUUCAUUUUCAAAAAAUUAUAAAAUAAAAAUUCUUGGAAUAUUAGAAUAUUGUGUAUCUCCAGGUUAGGAAGACGUCCAAUCGUUCUUUGUUUUUUUCGUUACUACUUACUGAUAUAUUUUCAGUGAUUAUAGGAGCUCCUGUUCCGUUUAAGAGGCCUAUAAAGUUGUAUGGCUUCAGGGUUAGAAAGACCCCUUAAUUCUUCACACUUUAUUUCUGCUGUAAUCGUUCGUAUUCAUGUGUUUUUCGUUCAUAUCUAUUAUAUCUUUGUUUAUUGCCUUACCUUGAUAUUUACAUGAUAAUUUUCAGGUUUCAGAAUAUUAUGUAUCUUCAGAUUAGGAAGACACUAUCCCUAUCCACUCUCUCUUUCAGAUGUAUCUGUAAAAUGUCCUAUUAUUUCGAUGUUUCCAUUUAUUUAUUAUAUUUUAGUUUUUUCUCUCCAUGCCCAUUGUUUGUUGUUUUUUCGUCUUUCCUUAUUACUACUGAUAUAUUUUCCUGAUAUUAUAAGAUUUCCUAUUCUGUUUAAGAAGCUUAAAAUAUUGUGCAACUUCAGAUUAGGAAGAACAGAUUUCACUCCUUUUUGAUGAGGUAUUUAAAUUAGUACUCUUUUCUAUUUGGAUUAUUCUCUAUCCAUGCCCAUUUGUUCAUCGUUUUUCAUUUUUCAUUACUACUUUCUAAUAAAAUCCAUAAGGAAAAAAUUUCCUGUAGCUGGCUGUAUACCAUUAAUUACAAAAUUGAAGAAAAAAAUCUUCUGUGUAAAAGGUAUAUUUAUUUGAAAACCCCAAUAAUGAGCUACAUUAAAAAACAGAACGUUUUCGCUCUAAAGAGAGCAUCAUCAUUGUUCUUUGCCUAAGAUAAGUAUAACCAUAAUUAGUGAAGACAAAAGUAAAAAAUUUAAAGGUUGACCAAGAUAAAAAAUUAGGUUAUACUCACAAGCUCUACAUGCUAAGCCACCAAAAAUACAUGGGUUAAAACCCUUAAAAUGUCGACUAAAAGUCUUACAUUGACAUGUUGUAUACUAAAUCCUGUAUUUUUGGUGGCUUAGCAUGUAGAGCUUGUGAGUAUAACCUAAUUUUUUAUCUUGGUCAAGCUUUAAAUUUUUUUACUUUUGUCUUCACUAAUUAUGGUUAUAUGUACUUAUUUUAGGCAAAGAACACUGAUGAGGCUCUCUUUAGGGCGAAAACGUUCUGUUUUUUAAUGUAGUCCUUUAUUGGGGUUUUCAAAUAAAUAUACCUUUUACAUAGAAGAUUUUUUUCUUCAAUUUCACUUUCUAAUAAAUUACCAGGAAUUAUAAUAACUGCUGUUCCGCUUAAGUAUUUCCUCUAAGAUGACUAAUACGUAGCUUCAGAUUAGGAAGACUCUUUUUGAUGUGGUCGUUCAGUAUACCGAACAUUAUUUCAAAUAUUUUCUAUUGUUUUUUUUCUAUCCGAGGCUACUCAAUCUUUGUUUUUGUCUUUUCUUAUUACUUUCUAAUAAACAUUGAGGGAAUAUAAGCUUAUCUUCUACUAGAGUUCCCUCGCAGAUGAGUAUUGUAUGUUAUUUCACUCUUUCUUUCUGAUGUGUUAUUUAAAUGUACUAUUACAGCAGACGUUUUCAUUUCAAUUUUGUUUUCUGUCGAUGUCCUUUAUUUUUUACUUUCUUUACUACUUACUGAUACAUUUUCAGUGAUUAUAAGAAAUCAUAUGCCACUUGAAGAGUGUCAUCAAAGAUAAAUAUUUUAUAUCUUUAGAGUAGGAGGACUUUUAUUACACCUCUUUUUCAAUUCCAUUCGUUAUUUGUUUUUAUCUUUGCUUAUUAGACCCUUGUUCCGUACAAAAGGCUUAGAAUGUUGCGUGGCUUCGUAUCAAAAAGACCUUUUUUCUAUUUUUUUGCUGCUGUGUUUUUUCUUCCAAGUCUUUUUAAAUAUUGUAGAUAUUUUCAUUUAAAUUUUAGUUGUCUGUUCACUUCCUUUCAGUUCCGGUUUUUGACUAUCUUUACUAUUUCCAUGAUAAAUUUUGAGUGAUUAAAAGAUUUCCAAACGGGACUUUGGAGAUAUAUAUGUAGCGUCAGGUUAGGAAUCCCAAUUUUACUUUACUCUUUCUUUCUGUCGAGAUUGCGCAAUUUGCUAAUAUUUCGCAAUUCAGUUUUCAUUUCUAUUGUAGUUUUAAUGCUUCAUCACAGUCAUCACGACGUGACAAAACUUGACCAGAUCUCAGAUCUAUUACUUAUUAACAUUCUUUUUAUUCUGAGCUGAGAGUAGUCUCAGCUCUUCUGGUAUAAACAGAAGACUGGAGAUUAGAUCUCGAGAUCAUAAAUACUCAUACCACUUUUGACAAGCGCAGUCUCGGUGACAAGUCACAGUUUUUCUCGGAGAGUUUGAGGCUAUUUUGUCUCAAAUGGACACUGUUUCCAAUUUUAGCUAUAUUAAAUUGAUUUAAAAAUAUUUUUAAUUUUAGUACUAUUUUAAGCCACUUUGGUGUCAAUUCUUACUUACAAUACUAAAAUAUCAGAAAAAAAAAAAGAAUAAGUAAAGAUUUUUUUAGGAAGAAUACAUUUUACUCAAAAAAUAGGUUAUUUGAAUAACAAAGGUGAUACUUUUCAAAUAAAACCUUUUUCUAUAUUUUAAAGUUCCUCAUACUUAUAGAAUACGGCUUUAUCAACUAUGUGUAUACUUGUCAAGUGGAAAAAUAUUGUUCAGUCGAUAUUUUUUAUAUAUAAUCCUCCCUUAGCAAUUUUUUGUCGUGUGAAUGUUGCUCUUUAAUAUUAUUGUUCGGAAAUCUAAACGAUCUUUUCAUGUUAACAGAAUCCUUUCAUCAUUUCAGUUAUUUGUAUACAAUAUUUUGAAGAGAUUAUUUUUUUAAUUGUAACGUGUAUAACAAAGAUAUAUCUCAAAUAUAAGUUUAUUGUCUUAUAAGAA
This is a messenger RNA of Diabrotica virgifera virgifera (western corn rootworm), 10594 nucleotides long. RefSeq names its product E3 ubiquitin-protein ligase RNF19A-like. Gene Ontology annotation, cellular component: ubiquitin ligase complex; cytoplasm. Gene Ontology annotation, molecular function: ubiquitin protein ligase activity; ubiquitin conjugating enzyme binding; zinc ion binding. The record is from RefSeq and is a predicted model, not a curated record. The transcript is spliced from 14 exons. Gene Ontology annotation, biological process: positive regulation of proteasomal ubiquitin-dependent protein catabolic process; ubiquitin-dependent protein catabolic process; protein polyubiquitination. The coding region runs from base 472 to 2556 and encodes 694 amino acids. Lineage: Eukaryota; Metazoa; Arthropoda; Insecta; Coleoptera; Chrysomelidae.